Mercenaria mercenaria is the source of this 3112-nucleotide messenger RNA. Its product is annotated as G-protein coupled receptor GRL101-like. Gene Ontology annotation, biological process: G protein-coupled receptor signaling pathway. The transcript has 7 exons. Bases 235 to 2961 code for a protein of 908 amino acids. The record is from RefSeq and is a predicted model, not a curated record. Gene Ontology annotation, cellular component: membrane. NCBI's taxonomy places the organism in Eukaryota, Metazoa, Mollusca, Bivalvia, Venerida, Veneridae. Gene Ontology annotation, molecular function: protein binding; protein-hormone receptor activity; G protein-coupled receptor activity.
AUUUCAUGUUUUCUUAAAGUUUACUAUAAUAUUUUCCUCUUGUUUAUUUGGAACAGUUUCUGUUUAAAGAAAGAAAUUUAUUUCCGAAAUAUUUUUCUUGAAUUAAGAUUUGUCUUCUGGUGUUGAUUACUUUGAAUGUCCAUUAUAACGUUCCGAGAUCAUUUAAAAUAUUUAUCUAGCUCUGAUAGAAAUUGACUGAAUAUUUGUAUUAGAAAUGUAGUUAUAUCGUUUGAAAUGACAAGUUUCAUUGUGUUUUUUUUUGUUGUUAUUGGUGUAAUUAUGACAAAGGUGUUUAUAGGGUGCAUUGCGGAAGAGAAUGAAGUUGUGAUGUUAGUUCAUAAACAGUUCCUGGCUGAUAACUACGCUACUGUACACGGAUUUGCAAAACAAUUGAGCAGUGACAAGAACAUAGUUCGACUGCUUAGUUACGAAAUAUUGACACCGCUACUAGACUUUGGCAUUGAAUCAACAUUGCUGAAUAUAACUGACCAACAAAUUCAAGCCUUUUCAAAUGUAAAUCGUUUAGAAACAUGUCAAUAUAACAUAAUGACGGACAGAUUUCUAAGUACUUUAAGAUUUACAACAAAUCAUCCAAGAGGAUUCAUAUUUUUUGAAACUGAUGGUGAUACAGCACUAGUAGCAAAGACAUUAUUUUUUAGCAAAGCACACUACCGGAAUGCCGGACUUCAUCUUUUUCGAAUUCUCGAGAGACAGAUUUCCAAGACAAAAAUGCAUGUCAAAUUUGAUAAUGUAACAGAUAUCUCAGUUACAAGAUGGAAUAUGCUGUCACAUGUCGGAGGUUCAUUCUUUCCGGAGUUUUGCAAGGCUGCUUCAAACCCUUAUUGUCCGAAUGGAUACAAGUGUUCCUGGAGUAAGAUGUGUAUAUCUCUCAACCAGAUCUGUGAUGGCCAAAGACAAUGUCCUCAUGGCGACGACGAGCUUCUUUGUGACUUCACUUGCCCAAAUAACUGUACGUGUGUUGGCUUUGCUAUUGAUUGUCAAAAUAAGGAUCUGGACAUUGAUGGAGUUGAAACAUUGCCUCUCAACACUCGACACUUAGACAUCAGUAUGAAUAAAAACCUCAGCUUAAUUUUAGAUGACUCUCAAUUGAAUAUGAAGCACUUGGUCAGACUGAACGUUUCUGACUGCAACGUCAGGAAUAUUUCAGGCAAAUCGUUUUCUAAUAUAUAUAAUUUAAAGGUUCUGGAUGUGAGUUACAAUCUCCUUACGGUCCUGCGUAAGAAUGUGUUCAAAGUACUGAUAUAUCUUACUUCGUUGUAUUUACAUGGUAGCUAUGACCUAGUAACAAUAGAAGGUGGUGCAUUUGAAGGUCUCGUCAACAUACAAGGACUGCAACUUGUGGAUUCAAAAUUAAGAACAAUCUCUGCUUAUACGUUUUCUGGGUUAAUUCUUAAAUAUAUAGAUUUUUCUAACAACAGUAUAACAGAUAUUGCUGACUUUGCUUUCGAUGACCUAUCAGCUGAAAUGAUUAACUUUGAAAGAAAUGAAAUCAAACAUCUGAAUAGAAAAAUAUUUGCUGGAGUUCGAAACUUGAAACAACUUAAAACGCCGGCAUAUAAGUUCUGUUGUAUCCGGCCAACCUAUCUUCCUGAACAUGAUUGUUACCCGUGGAAGGAUGAAUUUUCGUCAUGUGAAGAUUUAAUGCGGCUUUCAGCAUUGCAAACGAUGCUUUGGUUUGUUGGUAUAUCGGCGCUAUUAGGCAACUUCUUUUCCAUCGUCUACAGAUUGGUAUACGACAGGGAAAGACUAAAACUAGGCUAUGGAAUUUUUGUCACGAACUUGGCAGGUGCAGAUUUCCUGAUGGGAAUAUAUCUAAUUGUCAUCGCUAUAGCAGACGCUGUUUACAGGAAACGAUACAUUUACAUGGAUGAAUACUGGAGGGGAAGUGGAUGGUGUACUUUUGCGGGAGUCCUUUCUACCGUAUCGUCUGAAGCCAGUGUGUUCUUUCUUUGCCUUAUUACACUAGACAGGCUCUUUGUUAUAAAGUUUCCGUUUGGUCAGAUAAGAUUUAAUUCAAUCAAGGCACAUUUAUGCUCGGUUGUAGCAUGGAUUAUUGCUCUUUUCAUUGCUUUGCUGCCGGUAUUUUACGAAAGUUAUUUCCAAAACCAAUUUUACUCCAAGUCCGGUGUCUGCAUUGCGUUGCCUUUGACAAGGGAUCGCCCUCCCGGCUGGGUUUAUUCUGUUACUGUGUUUGUCGGCCUAAAUUUUGUCACCUUUAUUUUAGUGGCAUUUGGCCAGGUUUCAAUUUUCAUGGAAGUAAGAAAGUCUAGCUUACGUAUGAAAAAAAUGCAAUCUGCCAGAAGAAAGGAUUUGACAGUUGCACGAAAUUUACUACUUGUGGUUACAACCGACUUUAUGUGCUGGUUCCCGAUUGGAGUUAUGGGAAUGAUGGCCUUAAAUGGUCACGUGAUUUCGGGAGAUGUUUAUGCUUGGUCGGCUGUGUUUAUAUUGCCGAUCAAUUCUGCACUGAAUCCGAUAUUGUAUACUGUGAGUGCCAUCCUUGGAAAAACGAAAUUCAAUCCAAGUACAGAUGAACAAACACGCACAGAACUUUCGAAGGAGCUUGGUGAUUACAUAAAAGAAUAUCAAAGUAUAAACAGACAGUUAAGCAGGCGUGGUACUUUGAGAAAGAGGUACAGAUGUAUUGAAGAAAUCGUUGAAAACGAUAUAAAAGUGUUUCCCUUUAUCACGCUAAAAGUGUCUUACGAAUUGUUCAGAUGUAUAGAAGUACUGCACAGAGCCUUUUUAGUUUUUGGAACAAUUGAUAAGGAUACAGUUUGUAUCAGAACAUGGAAUGGAAAACUUACUGGAGAUGUUCUUAUAAAGAAAGAUCAUAUUUCUACAACAAAAAAUGAAGACCUUAGAAGCGACAUACUUCAGACUGGAAAAGUCAUAAAUGCGUUGAUUAAACAUAGCAUGAAACAAAAGACAGAUAUAUAGUAACUUUCCUUUGAUACAAAUUCAAAGUAUCUUUUUUUUAUUAUUUUUUUUAAUAUUUUGACUAAAGUAUUUUUCUUACUUUCAUUUGGAUUGAUUUAUUAUUGAGUAUUACUGUAAACUAAUGCGAAGAAGUGUGAUGUUCGAUAAAGCU